CAUGAUGAGACGAUCUUAUUUAUUGGUUCGAAGUGUGUUUGUUACCUUCUCACUGUCACCAGGGCACCUUAUUAAACGAGGUACGCAAUCACAACUACUUUCGUGAGCAAUUCAAGUUACACAUCCAUGUAUUAACCCGCGUUGGAUGUCAAGAAUGGACCAGUUUUACGCAAAAUCGCCAAAAUGUGUGUGGAUGAGAAGUGCGUGUGCAUCGUCCAAUCAGAGACUCGUUUAGAUGUGUAGAGCCUCGGAAAAUAUUUAGUCUGGUAUUUGGAUUCUUUGUUGACCUUCGGUUUUAGUAGGAAUAUUUCUAAACAAAGGAAGUACCACGAAUUACCAUCAUGAUACACACCAACAGAAAUAAACUGGAGGCUGCGGUGAGACCUUGGUGGGUGCCAUCUGUUGGCCGCAACAAGAAAGAGCGAUCUAAUUUCUCAGUGUGCACUAUGAAGCAAAGCUACAUGCAGCUUGCCAGAGUCUUUUCGGAUGAUGAUGCCCAGAUCAACAAGAAGUUGCCAAAAGAAUUGCUGCUUAGGAUAUUUUCAUACCUAGACGUUGUAUCAUUGUGUCGAUGUGCACAAGUCUCCAAGGCCUGGAAUGUUCUUGCACUUGAUGGCAGUAAUUGGCAGCGGAUAGACCUUUUUGACUUUCAAACUGAUGUUGAGGGUCCAGUCAUUGAAAACAUUUCUCGUCGAUGUGGAGGGUUUCUGCGCAAGUUGAGUCUGCGUGGCUGUCAAUCCAUAGCUGAUGGUUCCAUGAAGACGUUUGCUCAGUUGUGUAGCAAUGUGGAGGACCUAAACCUCAAUGGCUGUAAGAAGAUCACAGACAGUACCUGUCAAUCGCUGAGCCGCCACUGCCCUAAGCUGCAGCGCCUUGACCUUGGCUCCUGUUCAGCCAUCUCUGAUCUCUCGCUCAAUGCCCUUGCUGAUGGCUGUCCUUCUCUUACCCACAUAAACAUAUCUUGGUGUGACCACAUUACAGAAAAUGGUGCAGAGGCUCUGUCUCAUGGGUGUCCGAAGCUCAAGUCGUUCAUAGCCACAGGUUGUCUUCAGAUUAAUGACAAGGCAGUGAGCUGUUUAGCUCACCACUGUCACUUCCUAGAAGUCAUCAACUUGCAUGGAUGCACGGAUAUCCAGGAUGAAGCAGUACAGCAGCUUGCUGAGAACUGUUCACGUUUACACUAUCUAUGUUUAUCAGGCUGUUCUCACUUGACUGACACAUCACUCAUUGUCCUUGCACAGCAGUGCCACAUGCUGAGCACCAUUGAGGUGGCUGGCUGUUCACAGUUUACAGACACAGGCUUCCAAGCGCUUGCCAGGAGUUGUCGGUUACUAGAGAAGAUGGAUCUGGAAGAGUGUGUGCUGAUAACAGAUGCAACUCUAAUCCACCUGGCAAUGGGAUGCCCUCGUCUGGAGAAAUUGAGUCUGUCCCAUUGUGAGCUCAUUACGGAUGAGGGUAUUCGCCACCUGGGGACAUCCCCUUGUGCAGCUGAGAAUUUGACAGUUCUAGAGCUGGACAACUGUCCCCUAAUCACUGAUGCUUCCUUGGAGCACCUCAUUUCAUGCCAUAAUCUUCAGCGCAUUGAGCUGUACGACUGCCAGCUUAUCACACGUGCUGGAAUACGGCGACUCAGGCUGAACAUCGUGGCUGAGUGGUUAACACUCCUGCUUUGUAUUCAAGAGGUCCUGGGUUCAAGUCUCAGUCUGGAGACUGGCUAUCCUGGCUGAGGAUUUUGUGGUUUUUCUCAGUCCCUCCAGGUACAUGCCACAAUGGUAUCUUUAAUUAGGCCAUGACUCUUUCCUUCCAUAUCAUUUCUUAUUCAUUAAUGAUCCUAUUGUUAUUGCUAUAUUGUCUGAGCUGCUGGUAGCGUCAUUAAAUAAGCCACAAAUAGAUAAAUAACAUCUCUGAAACAGCUGAAUAAAUUUAAUGAAGUUAGUAAUGAGUUCUACAUCAAAAGCAUCAGUAAAAUUUUAUUUGGUCUGUGUCAGACCAGUAUAACUUCUACUUUUCUUGAAGCUAAGUUUGAUAUUUAUUGAUUUUCUCAAAAGUAGCCCAUUAUAGAAAUUACUGGUAAGUGACAUAAAAUAUAGAUCCCAUUAUAAUGUUCUAUAACUUUCAUUUGAAAUAUUUUUCAGUGUGAUCAAUAUUUAACAAAAUAUAAUUUCUAAUUCUCUGCAGCAUGAUUAACUUUUCAAAUAUAGAUUUUUAUCUGCAGUAAAUGAACAUAAGGUCAGUACAUUCAGUAUUCACAGUGGUAAAUAAUGCCUUUGUUAAAAUAUGCACUCAAUUGGAAUAUGUCUCACUUUUACAUCAUGAUGCAUCUCAAGUCUCACACUCUAUGGCCAGCAUAUAAAAUUGUGUGCAUGAAUGUAGAAUGAUUUUGAAACUUCUUUGGCAGCAUUUUUGUUACACAGGAAUGACUCACAAUGUUAAUCCCACAGACCAAAUUCCUGUGAGGUGUCAGUUCUCUCAGAUCUUACUUUUUAAUGUUCAUUUUAUGUCAUGUCAGUCACUAAAUCAGUUAAUGAUGUCUUGGCCAGCAGAAUCACCUGCCUAACAUCAAGGUGCAUGCAUACUUUGCUCCUGUGACACCCCCACCCACUGCUGGUGGGUCCAGGCAACGCUACUGCCGCUGCUGUGUCAUCUUGUGAACUAGUUGUUCCUAACACAUCGCACAACAGGACCAAAGUGUUAAUGUGCAGAACAUUUCUGCAAACAACUGAAAACUUUAUUUAGGUUUGGGCCUGAUGCCCACUCUUUGCACUGAGUAAUUAAUUAAGAGUGACAUAAGAUAGUAGAUCUGAUUUUACAGAAGAUCUGCUCAUUAUGUGAUCUGGGCAGUGUGCACACCAAACUAGACUGAGCUUGUAUGGCCAGAAUUCCUUUCCCCCCCAUGAUAUAAUUGUUUUAUGUUAUAUGUGUUUGAUGAGUGUGCUUACCACUCCAUUCUGUUGCAUAUAGACUAGUGCAAGCUCAACACCCUACAUGAUGAAAGAGAAAAAUGUGGUAAUUUAAGAAGCGAAUGUCUUAGGAAUGUAUGAACAAAGAAGAGAGGAUCAGGAUUAUAAUGUGGCUGGAUCCAUUACUUUAUUUCAAUUUUUUCAUAUUUAAAACUAUUACAAGUGCCAGAUAAUGUUUUGUGUCUUCUCAUACUGAUGAUAUGAUAAUAGACCACAAGUGAUGAGUAGUAAGGAAAGGCUGAAAGAUUUGAAAACUAUGUGCCCCAUUUGAGGUUUCCAGAUGUGCGUUUGUUAGCUUCCUGGCUGUCUUUUAGUCUGUUUGCUCCUCAUUGUGAAUUUUAAAUGUCUGUGUGCCUUAUGCCCCCUAUUGUGGGAAAUAUUCCUAUACAUUUUAGUUCUUUUUUUAUUGUUAUCCUCAUUAUUUUUCCCAAGAAUAACCAGCUUGUGUUUUUAGUGUUUGAAAGUAAAUACCAGUACCUUACAGUAUGAGGAAGCAAACAGCACUUAUGUAUCAGAGUUUCUCAUAAAAAGAAUCACAGUAUAUCGGUCUCAUUGUGAAUUUUUUGAGCUGCAGCAACAGCAGCUCUUGAGUAUAAGAUUUAUUAAUAUCUUGGAUGGCUCUUCCUCACAGGUCCUAUUCUAUCUGUUUCAUGCGUAAACCUGGAUCACAUGUCCAAUUUAACACAAAACAUUACUUUACUGGUGGGUGGGUAAAAAGUGCUAAAGCCAGUGUUUAUAUAAGAUACAAUGGCUUCUAAUAGGUUUUUAUCUGUUUUAGUUUUGCUUCUAAAAAUGUCCUUUAGGGUUUAUGUGCCAAAACUUAAGAUCUUCUCUAUAUAGCACAUGUUAAGAUGAAGCAGUCUUAAUCCUUGGUAGUUAUUUAUUUAGUGAUCAGUUAUUUAAUAAUGGUGUUUCAGCUGCACAGAUUAUACAGUGCCUCAUGAGAGGGUAAAACUCUGGAAGGAGGUGGCUAUGCCCCAUUUCUGUGUACUAUUCCAGAAUUUACCUGUGGAGACUGAGGAAGAUCAUGACAAUUCCUCUGUGAGGAUAGCCAGUAACCCAGCCAAGAUUUAAAAACUGGGUACCUCCUGAAUGCAUGUGUAUAGCACUGCUGCUACAUCUGCUUGCUUGGUUUGUCUGUGAAGGAAUUAAGACUAUAAAUAAAACUGAUGUGGAAUAUGAGGAAGCUUUAAAUGUCAUUCAGCCACAAAUGUGGUCUUGAAUGAAAGGCAAAGGGAACAUUGAUUUCAAUGUUGAUAGCCUUAUUUAAAUUUUUGGUGAGAAAAUAUAGUUACUAGAAGGAACAUGAGUUAUAAGGAGUGUUCAGAAAUGGUUGGGACUCACCUGGAAUAUAGGCUAAGUAAUGAUGAAAGCUUCACAAUCACAUGUCAACAGGCAUGUAUAAUUUUGUAUAUGUCACAUAUUUUUGUGAAACUGCUGUUACCCAGUUAUUAUGUAUAAUUUUCCAUUAUUACUUCAUCUCAUUUCAGAAUUUGUUCUGGAAGUAUUCAACUGUUCAACGCUAUACAUUUUCUAUAAUGUUGUACAAUAAUAUACUCAAGAGUUGUGUUCAUGGCUGUGUUUACUAGUGUGUACUGCAUUGUAUCUUUUACACAUUUCUUAUGACACACAAAAUUAAUGCACCACAUUGGGACCAGAAUAGCAUAUCCAUAAUUUUGUUACUUUUCAGGAUAGAAGAAAAAUUUUGUUGUUUAUUUUUCAUUGUAACUUAUUACAUGAGUCACUUUCAAUGGCACUGAGGUUUAGGCACAUUCACACCCCUACAAUGUGCCUGUUAAAAGAAAAGCAAAGAAAAUCCUGUGCUGUUGCUGGAACCACUGCACCACCAAGGCCUUCAUGCCUUUUUCUGACCCAAAUCUAUGACUAUUAGUGCUUUCUUGGGAGAUGCCAAACACAUGGUAUCACAUGAACGGCUGUACUCGUUAGCAUUGCUGCAAACCAGUUUCAUUUCAGCUACCCACCUAUCUCAGUUGAUUGUUUUGCAUCAUACUUUUUCAUUUUUUGUCAUAUUAUGCUUAUGAGCACCAUGUUAUGUUUUCAUCAGUUUAGUGUCAAAAAGUAACAUCAAGGAUGGUUUUCAUUUUAUUCAAAUUUUAUGAUGCUGUAGUAUACUAUACUGUGAUAUGAAACAGUGAAGAAAAUGGUUCCUUGUAACUUGCCAAAGAUGAUUUCAUCUCUGCAUUCAAAAUUUGAACUUGCAUUGAGAUUUGUUCCAAAAAAUGAAUUUAUUACUCAUCUCUAACUAUUUAUGUGGCAGCACCCAGGUAUAAGAGAGGCUAAAGAAGUAUUGUUUAUAAAGGUACAUGUGUUGGAGACCAGUCAGCUGAGGUAUGGGGAGGAAGAGAAAGUGAUAGCAUAUAAGGUGUUUUUCUCACCCCUUGCCCCUACCAUCUGCGACAUAGCUGUGGCUUGCAGAUAUUUUGCAACCAGUAUACUUGUGGGGGUAACUUGUGCGCCUCAAGCAGGCUUCUUGUUGGGUGUACACAAGUGUCUCAAGAACAUUUGUUACGUGUCUUGGCAUUGAUAGUAUCAGUUUGUAUUAUCAGACACAAGCGUAAAAUAGUGUGUGGCACUUGUAAUAGUCCCUUUACCCAUACUCAACAACUUCUUCCUGUUAGUGAUAAAACUGCUAAGAAAGUUUUUAGGAAUAAACAAAAACAAAUUUUGCCUCAAUAAGCCUGUGAUAUAAUAACUUAAUAGACAGUAAAAGGAACAUAAUUAUUAUAAUAAAAAAUUAUUGCAUUUAAAAUUAUUUUAAAAAUAGUUUUAAAAACUGCAUGCCAAUGUAGAUGGUAUUUUUGUUCUGCUAAAAGAGUGCAUUGAGCUUUAUUAAGCCAACUGCAGUGCAAAGACAAAAUAGAAAAAUCAUUUAGUUUUACAAAUGCAUUGCUUGACUGUGUUCCAUUAUUAUUAUCAUCAUUAUUACUGUUGUCUCUUGGGUGUUUUUACAGCCAAAACAAGUAUGAUUCACACAGAUGUGAUUCAGGUAGAUAUUUUAAGCAACUGUUGCAUUGUCUUAUUAUCUCUAUUAAUGAAAUGUAGGUGUGUGAUAAGAGGACUAGUGUCUUCCAAGGACACACUGACAUUUGUCCAAGGAAGUGACAUUAGUGUUGUUUGUAUGACUUUAAGACUGAGACAUGUUAUUUAAAAAAGUGUAUUUUGUACUGCAGACAAGUAUUGAUGUUAAGGGAAGAUUUUAUAUAUUAUAGAAAUGCUUUCAUGGAUGGAGAAGAAAUUUGUGCUAUUGAUGUUUGAGUUUACUUUCCUGUGUGAGCAAUGUUUAGAGCAUUAAUUCUCUGUUAUGCUAAUGUCAUUUAAAUCUGUUUUGUUAAUAAAAACUUAAAAUGUUUCUAAUCA
Zootermopsis nevadensis is the source of this 6338-nucleotide messenger RNA. RefSeq names its product F-box/LRR-repeat protein 20. Gene Ontology annotation, molecular function: protein binding. The record is from RefSeq and is a predicted model, not a curated record. Gene Ontology annotation, cellular component: SCF ubiquitin ligase complex. Gene Ontology annotation, biological process: SCF-dependent proteasomal ubiquitin-dependent protein catabolic process. Lineage: Eukaryota; Metazoa; Arthropoda; Insecta; Blattodea; Termopsidae.